Messenger RNA from Benincasa hispida (wax gourd), 1005 nucleotides. RefSeq names its product calcium homeostasis regulator (gene PDE329). Gene Ontology annotation, biological process: photosystem I assembly. NCBI's taxonomy places the organism in Eukaryota, Viridiplantae, Streptophyta, Magnoliopsida, Cucurbitales, Cucurbitaceae. The record is from RefSeq and is a predicted model, not a curated record.
AUUGUUGAGAAUCCCAACUCGCAGCCAUGUCCGUGACCUCAACUUCCAGUACUUCAUCUUCUCUCCACUCCAAUCUCAAAUCCUUCUUCCUCUCUAAGCCCAUUUCGCCUUCUCGGCUCUUUCUCCGGCAAAUCUAUGGCCGCCGCCGGCAGUCGAAUUCGGCCGGCGUGUUGUCCGUUAAAGCUUACAUGGAGAAUCCGAACUCUCUGUCCGGAUUUGCGAAUAAGGUGAUCGGAUCUCUGCCGGUGGUCGGACUGAUCGCGAGGAUUCUGAGUGACGAAGGCGGCGUCGGCAGCGACAUUAUUGAUUUUGCGGAGUUCCGGAGACGAGUUGGGAAGAAAUGUACGAUUAUGGAAUCUAAAGCCUUUUAUGAAUUUCAAGAAAGAAAAGGCAAGGCAGGAGAACCUUUGUAUGUUCUAUUAUGUUGUUGGCUGGCAGCUGUUGGAGCUGGUUUGCUUAAAUCGGAGGAAAUUUUGGAAGGAGUAGCAAGGCUUCGUAUUUCAAAUGAUAUUGAAUUUGAAGAGGAGACUUUCCUUGCUAUGAUGAAUGAGGCUAGAGAGAAACGAGAGAAACUAAAAGUUGCUGUUCCGAACAUACCAAUGGAGGUUCGAGUUGAGAAAGCACUUGAUGCCAUUUAUGUUUGUUCCUUUGGGAGAGAUCCAAUAGAGGAAGAUGAUGAGAAACUUCUGGUUAUCAUGUUGAGUGCUGUUUUUGCAUCUGUUAGGGAAACUGAGAUUCAAAGGAUUGUGAAAGAGAAGGCAAUUAGAAUUGCUGAAGGCAAGGACAUUGCCAUUGUUCCUGAGCCACAGCCUUUGUCAAAAGAAGCUAUUUUAGCUCAAAUGAAGGACCUUCAAUUCCUCCAAGAGAAGACUGAGACUUAGCCAUAGUUUAGUUUGUUUGUAACUUUGAACUCUUAAAGUUUGUAAGAUUUGAAUCUUCUGCUCCACAAUUCUCUUAAUUUAGAAAAAUAUUGGCGGUUAAUUAUGAUAUUAAUAUUUUAGAUUA